This is a messenger RNA of Scutellospora calospora, 207 nucleotides long. The record is from the annotation of a GenBank genome assembly. Lineage: Eukaryota; Fungi; Glomeromycota; Glomeromycetes; Diversisporales; Gigasporaceae.
GAGUAUUCACGCAGAACAGCUUCUGCUGAAUUAUUUCUAUCUAUUUUUCAAAAUGAAAAUAUUACAGAGAAUAACAAUGAACCAAAUAUACUAAAUAUAAGUCAUGAAGAAUCAAAUGAAGAACCCAAUGAAUCUGUAGAUGAUGAAAAUGAUAAAAUUUUGAAAUUAACUCUUUUGGAAGAAUUUGGCCAAUUCUUAGACAUAUGA